Molecule: messenger RNA, 1078 nt
Organism: Stegastes partitus (bicolor damselfish)
Lineage: Eukaryota; Metazoa; Chordata; Actinopteri; Pomacentridae
Product: phospholipid transfer protein-like
Exons: 11
Coding region: 2-988 (328 amino acids)
Biological process (GO): ceramide transport; high-density lipoprotein particle remodeling; phospholipid transport
Molecular function (GO): phosphatidylethanolamine transfer activity; phosphatidic acid transfer activity; lipid binding
Source: RefSeq, a predicted model, not a curated record
CAUGCCACAGUGCACGGCCACAGCCGACCAGAUAGAGCUGGUGACCGACAGCAUCUCAGGACGUGCGCUGAACUGGCUGCUACAACUUCUGCGUCGUUUUUUCAAUCUCCUGUUCUGUCCUGCUGUUCAGAGGUACGGCCUCCCUUAUGUGAACCAGAUGUUGGACACCAUUGCGAUGACAGCAGAAGUGUUCCCAAAGUUUGGCAUCAGCAUCGACUAUUCUGUGACCAGAGAUGUCCAAGUGACGGCCACAAGCCUUGACAUGUCUUUUAAGGGUUUGGUGUUCAGGCAGGGUGAGAACGCUGCUGCACUAAAUCCUGGUGUGGAUCCAGUUUUCACUCAGAACGGCCACAUGGCUUAUGUGGGCAUCUCAGAUUUUGUCUUCAACAGCGGCGCCACAUCCUUCUACAACGCCGGAGCCCUGGGCAAGAAGUUUGAGAAGAUCCCCUCCAGAGCUACCAGAGUGCUUUUAAGAAUCCGCCAGUUUUUCACACAACCAUGGCGCAUGACCGCUCCUCUUGUUGCUGGAAUUGAACUGACGGAGGCACCGAGAAUCAGCAUCACUCAAGCGCAGGGAGUCACUGUGAACCUGAGAGUCCGAGUCACAACAGCGUCAGAGCGGGCAAAUUCAGCACCAAAGACGGUCUCGUCAGUGUCGGCGACCUGUCAAGCUAGUCUGAAGGUGACCAUUCAGGGAUCUGCUCAGGAGAACCGUCUCAACCUUCCUUACAGUAACGUACAGUGUCGCAUUGUCACCAGCAAUCAGCUUAAACAAAUACUGGUGAGACCUCUCCAAGGCCUGCUGAACGACAGAUUGAACAACUUCCUGGAAGGUUGGUUCUAUGGCGGAGUCCCAGUUCCUCUGCCUAAAGGAGUGAUCUUCACUCAGGGCAUAAUCGAGUAUCACGAUGGCUUCAUUGUGGUUGGAGGUAAUCUGAACCUGACUCCGGCUGGGAGGCAGGCGCUGGGGGACAGAAACGGCAGAUAAAAGUUCUUCACGUCUGGAACCAAAGUUUAAACAGAAAUACAGCUUCAGAAGAGUGUCAUGCUUCUCUGCAAUAAAAGCUUCAGCAUCAGA